Messenger RNA from Pistacia vera, 783 nucleotides. RefSeq lists its product as uncharacterized. NCBI's taxonomy places the organism in Eukaryota, Viridiplantae, Streptophyta, Magnoliopsida, Sapindales, Anacardiaceae. The transcript has a single exon. The record is from RefSeq and is a predicted model, not a curated record. The coding region runs from base 1 to 783 and encodes 260 amino acids.
AUGGUAGAGAAAUUGAAGCUCCCAGCCGUAGCACAUCCUUAUCCUUAUAAACUACAAUGGUUGAUGAAAGGAAAUGAAGUCAAGGUGUCCAAGCAUUAUUGUGUUCAAUUUUCCAUCGGGGAUAAGUAUCAAGAUGAAGUUUGGUGUGAUGUUGUUCCGAUGGAUGCUUGCCACUUAUUAUUGGGAUGCCCAUGGCAGUAUGAUCGUCAAGCUCUUCAUGUUGGAUACAAAAACAUGUAUUUUUUCAAAAAGGAUGGGGUAAGGGUAAUGUUGACCCUUAUGAGGCCAGAAAAUCGUUUGAAGAAACCAGAGGAGCCUGCGGCAUUCAUCACGAGAUUUGGUCUUGAGAAGGCUUGUCGGGAAAUAAACCAGGUGUGCUUGUUACUAUUGUGCCAAGAAAAUGAAGUGUCAUUUCUUGCCUUGCCAGAAGAAGUCAAGCACUUACUUCAAGAAUUUUCUGAUGUUGUGCCAGAUGAGAUACCUCCUAGGUUGCCACCAACACGAGAUAUUCAAUAUGCUAUUGAUUUCAUUCCUGGUUCUGUCAUUCCAAAUAAACCAGCAUACCGCAUGAACCCUAAAGAACAUGAGGAGCUACAACGCCAAGUUAAGCAACUUUUAGAGAAAGGCCUAGUAAGAGAAAGUGUCAGCCCGUGUGCAGUCCCUCCUUUACUAGUUCCAAAGAAAGACGGGACUUGGCGUAUGUGCAUUGAUAGUCGUGCUGUGAACAAGAUUAUUAUCAAGUAUCAUUUCCCUAUUCCUCGGUUUGAUGACUUGCUGGAUUAG